AUGAACAACUUCGGCGUCAUCGAAGUCGCCAGUCAAAAGACGAAAAACGCCCCAGGAUGGGCGUAUGUCCCAGAUACCGGCCUUACCCCCGCCGCGGCCGCUGCGCUACAACCUCUCAACCGAAAACGUGCUGCGCGAGAUAAGGCCAACGUCGGCGCUCCCGAUCUUACUGCCAGACAAGAUGCAAAGAUCAGGAAAGAUCUCGAGGCGCUAGACAAAGAUUCACAUAGGGAUGCGCAGAUUCCUAUACCGCCCAAGGCGGGCGGGUCAAGAGGUGCGCUUUCGUCCAAACUGUAUACCCAGAAGAGAGAUCACGGAGCUGACAUGACAUCGGCUUGGAUAGCCCAAAAUAAACACACACCGAACGUGCGCAAGAUUCUACAAUCACAAAAGACCUUCGCGAACCAUUUAGACGAUUACCAUGCCUUCCUGGCGCUAGCCGAGAGCAAUCCCCAGCUCGCAGCCCAAGUAAACAAACCAACGCCGACAACGACAGCGAGGAACUCUCCUGCUCCAUCGACCAUCACCACCGCAAGCACAAAUAAACGCUCCUCAGCCGCUUCCAAGCGGGCGGCGGUUACGGCAGCAGCAGCCGCAGCAGCGAAAGAAGAGAAGGCCGGGUCUAGCAAAAGGCCCAAGACCCAACCACAACCGAAGCCGGCACCAGCCGACGAUGACGAUGACGGCGAUGUAGAGAUGACCCCCGAAACCACAGAAGAAGCUACCGCCGCCGCAGACCCCUCAGAAUUACUCCCACCACGCCCCGACACAUCAACACCCCUCGACGAUUCCACGACAGAAACAACGGAAACGGAACCACCAAAACCCCAAUCCUACCCACCAGACGGCACCAUCCUCCCCGCCUACGCCCGGCCUCCACCGGUCCCGCACCCAGGCGACGACGACCCCCUGCUCGUCUCGCGCGUCCCUCCUUUUCCGACGGACGAGGAGCUGCGGGCGCUGAUGACGGCUCCGCCGCUGAGUUACACCGAGGCAAGGGCGCAGUGGACCGAGGAGGAGGAGGGCAGGUACCCGGUUCGCAGGUUCUGCGAGGUGUGUGGGUAUUGGGGACGGGUCAAGUGCAUCAAAUGCGGGGCGAGGGUGUGUGCUUUGGAGUGCUUGGAGGCGCAUCGAGAGGAGUGUUUGGUUAGGUAUGGGUUGUAG
Molecule: messenger RNA, 1164 nt
Organism: Sordaria macrospora k-hell
Lineage: Eukaryota; Fungi; Ascomycota; Sordariomycetes; Sordariales; Sordariaceae
Source: RefSeq, a predicted model, not a curated record